AUUAUUAUUAUUUAAUUUGUUUUACAUAAAAAGUGGAGAAAGUUGCAGAGCUUGAAAGUGGAGCUUUAAUGGCGAAUCACCCGAGAACCCGCAAAAGGGUCCAUGCUACUAUCCCACGCCGUGCCCCUGAUGGUAGCGCCUUUGAGAAGUGUGAUGUUUGUGGUGAUAUGGUGGCAAUUGCUUUGGCUGACAUGCACGAAUGUGGGACUGAGAAGAAAGAACUGAAGAGGUUUAAGGGCAUUGUUGGAACUCAAAAUGUUGUUAAACCGAUGGUUCCUUGGCAACCCAGAUCAGCUUUUAGUAUUUUCAUGGAAAGCUUUAUGAUCGACAACAACAAUGGAAAUUUGAUUGAUAUUGAUAGAAGGGGCUUCGAGACUUGGAAAAAUAUGUGCAAGGAGGAGAGGCAACCUUAUGUUGCUCAAGCUGAAAAGGUGAACUCAGCCUACACAAAAAAUGUGAUUGAAGAGGAGAAAAAUGUUAAAGAGGUGGAUGAUGAUGAGGCUGAUUCAGCAAUGGUUGGGAAAUUUGACCAGUUCUAUGAAGACAGUGAGUACUAUGGGACAUCUGAUAAUGAUGAACCUUACCAGUCUGGAGGACUCGAGAGCUUAAACACGACAGAAUGUCCUAUGUUGUGCUCAGCAUUACUAAGUUAUGACCUUCAUAAAGCAGGGAAAUGCAGCAAUCAGGGACCGCCUGAGCACUCCAGCUCAAGCUGAGGACUGAACUUAAAAGGUUCCCAUUUUGUCAAACCUUUUGUUUAAUGUCAAUGGGGACUAUCACACUUGGCAGUGGUGGAAAAACUUUGCCACUUCAUCAUUUUGUAAAGGCAAGUCAUUUGGCUAUUGUAAAGUAGUUGUAGGAGUUUAGCUUUCCUAACAGAUUGGUAUCUGGUUUUGUUACUUGGCAUGGUUGAAGGGGGAGUUUCACACUUGAAGGGUUGAGAGGAAGCAUUUUUUUGUCCAUAUUUUUGUUUUGUAAUAUUCCUCUCAGAAUAUCUCUUUCAUACAAAUAUAUUCAAAGCACCUUUUUGCAA
Messenger RNA from Theobroma cacao (cacao), 1033 nucleotides. RefSeq names its product HMG-box (high mobility group) DNA-binding family protein. The record is from RefSeq and is a predicted model, not a curated record. Gene Ontology annotation, cellular component: nucleus. Lineage: Eukaryota; Viridiplantae; Streptophyta; Magnoliopsida; Malvales; Malvaceae. Gene Ontology annotation, molecular function: DNA binding. Gene Ontology annotation, biological process: polar nucleus fusion.